AUGAAGGAAGAAGGUACCUUCUACUUCAAUUACCGGCCAAAGAGAAUGCAAAGGAGACUCAAACAAUCUCAGAUGCAAGGGAAUUUGAAGCUGUGUCCCAAAGACUGGGAGCUACACGAGAACAAGUGCUAUUGGAUCUCAAGGGAAAAACAGACCUGGACUGAGAGUAAGGGCAACUGCAGAGCUCAAAAUUCUGAACUUGCAGUUUUGAAAGAACAGGCAGAACUGAACUUCAUACAGGGUAUCAGCAACGGGGCACAACUGUUGUGGAUAGGACUCUCUGCAAAUUCCAGCACCCAUAAAUGGUUGUGGGUGGACAAUUCCCCAUUUAAUAAUACGAGGCUGCCAAUCAUAGCCGAGGCUCAAGGAAGCAGCUGUGCCAUGUUGAAGGGAUCUAAAAUCAUCUCGGAAUCUUGCAGUGCUGUGACCAAGUGGAUCUGUGAGACAGAAGCUCUGGUGAUGUAA
Protobothrops mucrosquamatus (brown spotted pit viper) is the source of this 465-nucleotide messenger RNA. Its product is annotated as killer cell lectin-like receptor subfamily F member 1. The record is from RefSeq and is a predicted model, not a curated record. The coding region runs from base 1 to 465 and encodes 154 amino acids. The transcript is spliced from 4 exons. Lineage: Eukaryota; Metazoa; Chordata; Lepidosauria; Squamata; Viperidae.